UAUGGUAAUAAUUGCGGUUUGUGCUACUCUGGUCAUACAAUGGGUUGUGUUACCUAUGUCACGGAGAUGGACUGAUCAACCUCACCAAGGAUGGCUUACGGAGAUGCUCUGUUGAUAAGGGGAUGUGGGAGGACAGAUUUUCCGGGUGGAAGUUCACAACUCUACAAGUCGGUGCAUUCACGAAUUUUUACAUUACCGAAAGAGACAUUGCUAUAUCCAGCUCAUGACUACAAAGGAUUCUCAGUAACCACUGUAGGAGAGCAGAUGCUAUAUAAUCCACGCUUGAUAAAGGAUGAGGAGACUUUCAAAAACAUCAUGGAAAAUCUUAACUUGGCAUAUCCUAAGAUGAUUGAUGUUGCAGUGCCAACAAAUAUGGUUUGUGGGUUCCAAGAUUUGGAACCUAAAGCCAACCGAGGCUUUUUUGGAUCAUCCAUAAGUGUGCAUGAUUUUAGUUGUAUUAUAAUUACGGAUCUUAAUAUCCUUGGAUAUGCUAAAUAA
Molecule: messenger RNA, 498 nt
Organism: Gossypium raimondii (Peruvian cotton)
Lineage: Eukaryota; Viridiplantae; Streptophyta; Magnoliopsida; Malvales; Malvaceae
Product: persulfide dioxygenase ETHE1 homolog, mitochondrial
Biological process (GO): glutathione metabolic process; hydrogen sulfide metabolic process
Molecular function (GO): sulfur dioxygenase activity
Source: RefSeq, a predicted model, not a curated record